CGUGGCCCGGAGGGGGCGUGGCCCGCGCGGCGGCCGGCGCGCGCCGGCCUCGGCCCCGCUGCCGCGGCGCGGGCCGGCGAUCCGCGGGUCCGCUCGGCCUGGGGCGCGGGCCCGGGAUGGCGUCUGAGCCGCGCUGACCGGUGUCUCCGUGGACCAAGAUGACUGAUGGAAACCUUUCCACCUCUACAAAUGGUGUAGCCUUGAUGGGUGUUCAGAACCUGCAACCUCUCAAUGUCAAGGUGCCCGAGUACCAACCCACACUCAAAUUCAGUGCUUUGGAAGAUCGGCACAGCCUUCAGUCCGUGGACUCGGGCAUUCCUACGCUGGAGAUCGGCAACCCAGAGCCCAUCCCCUGCAGCCUGGUCCACGUGAGGAGAAAACAGUCGGAGUCUGAGAUCACCCCCGAGCGGGCCUUCCAGGGCGCAUGCCCACCGCCGUCCUGCACGCCCCUGGCUCCCGCUGGCCCUGAGCGGGAGCAGGCUGUCCGGAAGUCCUCCACGUUCCCUAGGACGGGCUAUGACUCGGGGAAGCUCUACAGCCCCCCCUCGAAAGCACUGAGCCGCAGCGAUGAUGUCUCCCUCUGCAGUGUGUCCAGCCUGGGAACAGAGCUGUCGACCACACUGUCCGUUAGCAAUGAGGACAUCUUGGACCUCAUGGUCACGAGCAGCUCCAGUGCCAUUGUGACCCUGGAGAAUGACGACGACCCACAGUUCACCGACGUCACGCUGAGCUCCAUCAGGGAAGCCAGUGACUUCCCCCGGCAGGGUAGUGUGGACGAGACCGAGGUGGGGAGCAAGCGGAGAAUCCUAGGGCCAUUCAGUAGCUUCUUCACGAGGAACUUGCUUGCUAGAAAACACAAUGCAAGACUUGACAGACAAAGAGACUUGGGAUGGAAGCUAUUUGGAAAAGUUCCACUCCGAGAGAAUGCUCAGAAAGAUUCCAAGAGAACACAAAAGGAACAUGAAGACAAGGCUGGAAGCCCGAGCAGGCCACCCUCCCCGAAGCAAAACGUGAGGAAGAACCUGGACUUUGAGCCGCUGUCCACCACCGCGCUCAUCCUCGAGGACCGACCCGCCAAUCUCCCAGCAAAGCCAGCUGAAGAAGCCCAGAAGCACAGGCAGCAGUAUGAAGAAAUGGUGGUGCAGGCCAAGAAACGAGAGCUUAAAGAAGCCCAGCGGAGGAAAAAGCAGCUGGAGGCACGGUGCCGCGUGGAGGAGAGCAUUGGGAAUGCUGUGCUUACGUGGAAUAACGAGAUCUUGCCCAACUGGGAGACCAUGUGGUGCUCUAGGAAAGUUCGAGAUCUGUGGUGGCAAGGAAUCCCACCGAGUGUCAGAGGCAAAGUCUGGAGCUUGGCCAUUGGCAAUGAGUUGAACAUCACCCACGAGCUCUUCGACAUCUGUCUGGCCCGGGCCAAGGAGCGGUGGCGGUCCCUCAGCACAGGAGGCUCAGAAGCAGAGAGUGAAGAUGCUGGGUUUCCCGCAGCCGAUCGAGAGGCCAGUCUGGAGCUUAUAAAACUGGACAUUUCUAGAACAUUCCCUAAUCUCUGCAUCUUCCAGCAAGGUGGCCCAUAUCAUGACAUGUUGCACAGUAUUUUGGGCGCUUACACUUGCUACCGACCGGAUGUGGGUUAUGUUCAGGGAAUGUCCUUCAUAGCCGCAGUGUUGAUCUUGAACCUAGAUACUGCAGAUGCCUUCAUUGCUUUUUCUAAUCUUUUGAAUAAACCCUGUCAAAUGGCGUUUUUCCGAGUGGACCAUAGCCUUAUGUUGACUUAUUUUGCUGCAUUUGAGGUUUUCUUUGAAGAAAAUUUGCCGAAACUAUUUGCGCAUUUCAAGAAGAACAACUUGACCCCAGACAUCUACCUGAUCGACUGGAUCUUCACCCUGUACAGCAAGUCCCUGCCCCUGGACCUGGCCUGCCGCGUGUGGGACGUGUUCUGCCGGGACGGGGAGGAGUUCCUCUUCCGCACGGCCCUGGGCAUCCUGAAGCUGUUCGAGGACAUCCUGGCCAGGAUGGACUUCAUCCACAGUGCCCAGUUCCUCACCCGGCUGCCCGAGGACCUGCCGGCAGACGAGGUGUUCACGGCCAUCUCCGCCAUCCAGAUGCAGAGUCGCAACAAGAAGUGGGCGCAGGUGCUGGCUGCCCUGCAGAAGGACAGCCGGGAGAUGGAGAAAGGAAGCCCGUCCCUCCGCCACUGAGCCUGCGCCACACCGUCGCCCAGCGCGGGGCCGGUCUCCACGCAGACCCGGGGCGCUUCCCACGGACACCGGCCGCAGAGAACAUGGGCCGCCUUCCCGUUGAGAGUCCCGGUGCUGGAGUGGGCCUUAAACUAGACAGCCUUCAAAGAAUUAAAACGCAAAUGAAAUCCAACGGCAGGCAAAGAGUUAAAACGCAAAUGAAAUCCAACGGCAAAGAGUUAAAACGCAAAUGAAAUCAAACGGCAGUCAAAGAGUUGGACCCAGGCUUCGGCUCAGGCGGCUCUGUGGACGGCGGGCAGCCACUGUUCCCACGCGGGGCAGGGCAGGGCGGUGGCUGUCUCCCCCCUCCCGUCCUUCCCGUGGCACAAGCCCAGCGUCCCCGCGGGCGUUUCCUGUGGCACAAGCCCAGCGUCCCCGCGGGCGUUAGCGUCUCGCAGCCACGACGCACGAGAAAUGCCUCUGGGAGGCGACUGGCUCGUGUUCUGGGUGAGAAAGAAGUGGCUGGUGCAGGUACUGAGAAUCUUCCCGGAGCUGGAGGGCCUGUUUUUACAAUCUACCCACCAAAGACAGCGGAAAGGAAGACGGCCCUCCUGGGCCGCUGGCCGGGGCGCCCGCGCGCCCUGGGGACCUGCCAGCCCUCACGCUGACACUUGACCACGUUGCCUUGACCAGCCGUCGCAGGAAGGCCGCAGGGGCGCCCUCGGUUCCCGUGGGACCCGCUCUCCCAGGCCGCCCCCCGAGCGCGGAGCCACAGCAGCAGAGGCCGGGGGGCCGAGGCGGCGCGCGGGACCCCUGCCCGCGUGGAGGCGGCGGGUGGGCGGCGCUCUCCGCCUCUGUCUCCCGUUGGGCCAGGCCGGUCCUGAGUGCCAGUGCUCGCCCCACGUUUGGCUCUUCCCGCGCCGCCCCGAGGACGGAGCAGCGGUCUCCCGGCCGGGCGCUCCCAGCUGGCUCGUGUCUCGUCAGCCCCUCGCCCUUUUCGCUCAUGUCCCCGCUUCCUCGGUGAGCUCGUUCUAGCUUUCCUUGUCAUUUUUGUGAUCUGAUGGGCCGGCACGGGAGACUCUCGUGCCUCCAGGUCCACGCCGCGCAGGAGCCCCUCCCCCGAGCUGACCUCUGACGUCAGGAGCCCAGCGUGGGGCAGGGAGACCAGAGCGCGAGGAUUGUCCAUCUGCCCCGCCUGGUGCAGGCGGCCCUGGCCCUCCUGCAGCCCCCAGCCCCUUCCGCCAUGGGCCCUCGCUCUUGGCAUUCCCUUUCGCUUCCCUGUCCACCUGGGCUGUCCCGGGAGGCCGCAGGGCACUGUGGGCACCGCUUUCUGCCUCGGCCUUCCGAGGCCGACCUUGCCUGACCUCUUGGAGGCGGCGCAGCCUCCUGACCCAGCCAUUCCAGACACCAAGAUGUUGAAUGUAGCCCGGGCCCCGCAGCCUGUGGGACGCGGACUGUCCAGCCCCGUGCCGGCCUUCCCCCCAGAUCCACUUAGUUUUGGUCCACAGUGUGGGCGAAUGUUCUGUUCUUCAAAGAUGUAUAUAUUUUCUUACUGUACAUAAAGCUCACCCUCCCGUUGCACAGGUGAGUGACGAGGGCCUGGGGCAGCUUGCUCGGAAGGCCGUCGUCAAAGUCCCCAGUGCUCGCCCCCGUUUGGUGUCUGGAGCACUGUCUACAGCUUGGGCGCUGACAGAGCGCUUCCCGCCUGCUCAGGGAACCCCAGCUGGGCGGCCCCUCCCCCCAGGGGGCACUCCUGCCCCCGUGGUUGUCACAGAGUGGGGGGGGGGCUGCGCUUCCCCAGCCACUGACUUUGAGUUUCAGACCCAAGGCUGCCCUGCAGCAGCUCCGCUUGGGAAACGGUGGACGGCCAAGGUACUUUUUAACUUCAAGCUCAGUUUUUGACUAUUUGCCGAAGGAAAACUGCUGGUAGCCUUGCUCCACAUCAUGUUUUCAUUGCUUGUACAGUUCCUCUUUUAUUCAGUAAUGUGUUUCAAAGUAGGACUUUUUUGAAUUGUAAAUAUGUGGUUUUAUUAAAUAAAAGUCAUGUAAAAUUGUUA
Molecule: messenger RNA, 4231 nt
Organism: Perognathus longimembris pacificus (Pacific pocket mouse)
Lineage: Eukaryota; Metazoa; Chordata; Mammalia; Rodentia; Heteromyidae
Gene: Tbc1d14
Product: TBC1 domain family member 14
Exons: 14
Coding region: 159-2195 (678 amino acids)
Source: RefSeq, a predicted model, not a curated record